AUGAAACUGCUAUGUGAAGCGCCCGGGAACAGCCGAAAAGCCAUCCNCGUCACCAUCCUGCACGCCAAGGUCGCCCAGAAGUCCUACGGCAACGAGAAGAGGUUCUUCUGUCCUCCUCCCUGUGUUUACAUCAGCGGUCCGGGAUGGAGAGUCAUGCAGAACCAUCUGAAAGCGGCAGGUCAUGGAGACGCUGUGUAUCGAGUGUGUGGCUUUUUGUGUCUCGACAACACCAGCCAGUCUCAGGCUGACGCUUACAAACUGGUGUUCAACGAGCAGCCCAACUCCAGGAUGUUCGCCUCGGCCAAGUCCCUGUUCAUCUCCGACCAGGACAAGAGGAAACACUUCUGCCUGCUGCUGAGGCUCUUCCUGGGAAACAGACAGGAAGUGGGAUCGUUUCAGAGCCGGAUGAUCAAAGUUAUCUCCAAACCGUCGCAGAAGAGACAGUCCAUGAAGAACGCUGACCUUUGA
Molecule: messenger RNA, 468 nt
Organism: Notothenia coriiceps (black rockcod)
Lineage: Eukaryota; Metazoa; Chordata; Actinopteri; Perciformes; Nototheniidae
Product: recombining binding protein suppressor of hairless-like protein
Exons: 5
Coding region: 1-468 (155 amino acids)
Biological process (GO): regulation of transcription by RNA polymerase II
Cellular component (GO): nucleus
Molecular function (GO): DNA-binding transcription activator activity, RNA polymerase II-specific; DNA binding
Source: RefSeq, a predicted model, not a curated record